ACCAGGCAUUACGCAAGUAUGCCAAUAGUCACGCAUCAUCAACUCUCAGCGUACAAUGGGAAGCUACUGAAAGAACACCUGCUAAAUUACGUCCCUUUGAGUGCCUGACGCAGCUCAUACUUCUCUAGUGCCGGCCAGAAUUUCCUGAAGUUGCUUUCUAAUAAAUCUGCAAUGGGUGUUGCUUCCAAGUUUGCUGAGGCUCUUCCACGAGACUAUGGUUAUGUUCUUCUGGUUGGAUGUGUUGGCAAUGUUUUUGUGAAUAUGUGGCUUGCUAUCAAUGUAGGCCGUGCACGCAAACAGUAUGAGGUCGCUUAUCCAGAGAUGACCAGCUCCAACAAAACGUUCAACUGCAUUCAGAGAGCACACCAACAUGCGGUGGAAAACGAGGCAAGGUUCUUGACACUUUUGUUUGUCGGUGGUCUUCAGUACCCUAGAAUCUCAGCUGCGGCUGGGUUGGUGUAUUUGCUAGGAAGGGUCGUGUUUGCCCUGGGCUAUUACACUGGAGACCCUGAAAAGCGUAGACGUGGUGGAUUUAUGCAUCUUGCUGAACUGUGUCUGCUUGGAAACUCCAUCUCAUUCAUUUGCCAUCAGUUGAAAUGGCCACGAGCUUGUUUUCAAUCCUGUCACAGGUGUUAGCAAAAUAUUCUGAUUAGUUGUAACUAGCAUAAAAGAAACUCUGGAAAUUUAGUUUCUAGCUGCAUCUCAUGUAGCAUUUUCUAGCUUUGCUUGCUUUUUUUUUUUUAAUUGAAUUGACCUUGUCAAUUUUUUUGCGGACAGCAAGUAUCAGUGGAACAGGAACAGAUGUAAUUUGAGGAAGAUGUGAUUGUAAAUAUAAUGCAAGCUAUUCCUGCUACUCCCAAAUGUUUGGGUUUGAUGCAUCACAGAGAAAUCUCAGAUAGUGUGGCUUAUCAAUUUUUGAAAACAUGACAGAACAAAGCUUUUUCAAAAUGUUAGAUUUACAGGGACAAAAAUAACACUGUGCCACUCGGUAAAAGUGAAGUGAUUAAAACAUUUUGGCAAAUUUAUUUGUUUAGAUAACAUAGUUUCAAUUGUAACAGUUGAUGCAAAGUUCAAACUUAAAGAAUAGUUAAAAAAAAAUCUUUGACAAAUAGUAAGAAAAUACAGUUUUGCAUCAUGGGAAAGCUGUAAUUUGAGCUUGCUUACAUUAACUCCGAUCAGCUAAAUGGAUAAUUUAGUCUAGAUUUGUUUUUGCUAAUUGUUUUUGCUCAUGAUGGAAUCAUGCAUAUCAUCAAUAUUUUGAUCAUAAUUGCUAUUACUAUUAUGUGAGCUGUUUCAUUUUUUAGAGAUGAUUCCUUAGACCUUUAUAGGAAGUGACUUUUCAUGUUAAUUUUUAUGGGACAUAAGUUUAUAUGAAGACAUUUUGUCUUAAAUGCUACAGCAUGAAAUAUGCGUGUUUAUUAUCACCACAUAUUUGGCAAAAAAUUUAUAGUUCACUUACAAAUCUGUCCUGGAGAUAAUUUACGUAUACAUUUGUUCCCUAAUUUUAUGCGAUCUUUGUAGAUGCUUUUCAUUUACUUCUAAGAUCCAUCUGAAAAUGUUGAUACCACUGAUCAUUUUACCACAAUAUCAUUAUGUUGUUAGAGAGUAUGUGGUCACAAAUAUAUUGGACUGUGUGAUGAAAAUU
Molecule: messenger RNA, 1645 nt
Organism: Pomacea canaliculata
Lineage: Eukaryota; Metazoa; Mollusca; Gastropoda; Architaenioglossa; Ampullariidae
Product: microsomal glutathione S-transferase 3-like
Exons: 7
Coding region: 172-636 (154 amino acids)
Cellular component (GO): membrane; endoplasmic reticulum; nuclear envelope
Molecular function (GO): glutathione peroxidase activity; glutathione transferase activity
Source: RefSeq, a predicted model, not a curated record